AGAAGCAGAAUUAGGACAGACUUGAGCAAGGAAAUGGGGUGUUGUGAGAAACAUCAACCAGGAGGGUCAGGAAGUUCCCGGGCCUCUUCCUGGAUGAAUGAUGUGGCAGGUGGUGGUGGUGGUGGUGGUGGUGUGAAUCCAAUGAAUGGAGAAGUUGGACUCCUGGGUCCAUCCCCAUCUCCUGAUCCCUGUUUUUGAGUUCAGAGUUCCUGGUGACAAAUGUGGAAGCCAGCCUGCCCUUUGGCAGGGCGCUCUCAGGGCCUUAUUAAUGAAUAACUUUGGCCGCAGGGCUGAAGAAAUGGAUAUAUAGUCCCACGGGAGAAUCCCUGCUGGAUUUUAUACAGUUGUCCCAACCCGUAAGGCUGAGUCCUGCUCCUCAUCCUUCAGAAGAGAAUCUCAGAUCAGUCCCUAGAGCACCCAAGAAUCUUGGGUCUUCAGCCCUUUCCUGUCACCCCUUCCUUACAUGGGACUGACCUGAUCGCUGUGUCCCAUCCACUGAAAGCAGCCCCCUCUCCUGCCCCCACACUGAGGAUUCCCAAGAAACUUCUUGUAUCUUAUAAUACUAUGUCUGGGUUUGCCUCCCUGCUGCUUCUCCUGCUUCUUUCUUGCCAGAUCUCAGAAGGCUCCAAGCACAUAGAAGCAAGGAAUAUCACUGAAACCAAAUGUCCUUCACGGAAAAAGAGUUUUGUAAUGCGAACAGGACACGUUUGUCAGAGGAGCUGUGAACGCCGCCAAUGUUCAAAAACCAGAAAGUGUGUGUGCGAUGGUAAAUGUGGAUUGAGUUGCAUUUCUCCAGCCUUAAGAUGUCCAUGGCCCAUGACAGUUGAUAAUGCUGAGACACACUUGGCCCAGGAAUCCCAUGUGUUUGGAGACUUCAUGACGGUGACCUGCAAAUCUGGAUAUAGAAUGCUGGAUGGACAAGAAAUGUCAAUCAGCCGUUGUCAAGGAGACAAAAAGUGGAGUAUCACUGCACGGUGCGAAGAUAUUCUUAAUAUUUCAAAUGUUUGCAAACCUCCCCCUGAGAUUGACAAUGGAUACCAUGAAAAUGGUCCUUAUACCAUAGGAAAGGAAGUGCUCUAUAGGUGUAAACCUGGAUAUUGGCUGCAAGGGUCCAAUUCACUCCUAUGCCAAGAAAAUAAGGAAUGGUCAGACAAUGCUCCAACUUGCCAUCCUGUUACCUGUUCCCGGCCAACCAACGUUGCACAGGCAACACUGGUGGCUGUGCACCAGUCUGAAUAUCCUGUAGGAACUGUAAUCUAUUACUUAUGUCACAAGGACUUCUACCUAGAUGGUUCUAACAGAGUCAUCUGCCUGAAAAAUGGAAGCUGGUCCCAACUGCCUUACUGUAGAGCUCGCUGUCCCAUCAUUGCCCAAAGGAGCCGGAUAAUCUACCAUGGACGUAAAGUUUGGGCCUAUGAGAUCCCAAAUGGUCUUGUUCAUCAUGGUGAAACAGUCACAUUUUUCUGCCGAAGUCAGAAUAAGACUUGUAGUUUUGAAGCUGAAAGCAGUUGUUUUGAUGGCGUAUUGAAGAUGCCUGAUUGCUAUGAUGAACCAACCUAUUUGCAAUACCAUCUCUUCCCCAAAAGAGUUGUAUCCGAAAUACGUGCUUGUUGAACAUCUGACCAGUCACUCCUUCAGCAAUGAGAUCUGUCUCCUUCUCCUUGUUCAAGCUGACAGACAUCCUAGAAAUCCAAGGGGAAAAAUGGAAAUAAGAUCAAUACUAAGAAAAGAUGUCAACCAAAGGGAAAAGAGAAGGCAGGCCUGUGUAUGUAAAUGCUACAGCUGGCAUUCUUGACAAUCAAUAGCUAGGUGUAUGUUUUAUUUAUUUUUAACUGUUGCUCACUAAGUAAGCAUCAAAAUACUUUCAGGCCAUCCCAAACCACAACUCAAUUUCUCCUGUACUUCUUUUAAAAAAUAUUUCUUCCACAAGUCAUAUGGUUAAACUUAUCCAAACUAUCCUCUAAAUAGAGAGCAUUUUAAAUAUGAAGGAAGUUUUGUUUAAAACCUACAACAAGUAAAAGCACAUAUCAUUGUAAUCCUAGAGGAAUAAAUUCCUUUUUCCACUUUGGUCUAGUGGUUAGUUGGCACUAGGAUAGAAAUUCGGAGACUGUGAGUUCUAGUCCCGCCUUAGGCAUGAAAGCCGGCUGGAUGACUUUGGGCCAAUCACCCGGAGACUAUGAGUUCUAGUCCCGCCUUAGGCAUGAAAGCCGGCUGGAUUAUUUGGGCCAGUCACUCUUUCUCUCAGCCCAACUCACAUCACAGGGGGGGUUGUGGGGAAAAUAGGAGGAAGAAGGAGUAUUAGAUGAGUUCUCCAGCUUGAGUUGCUUAUUAAAAAUAAUAAUAAAGGUGAAAUAUAAAUAAAAUAAAAUAAACCAUAGUAGAUCGAGAGAAACUGCCUUGGAAAACAAUGCAAAGAGCUGUUUGCUAAGAGCUAUAGUGGAGGCUAGAUAAAUUUGAACUAUGAAGUCCCUGGCUAGCAGUUCCUACUUUUUGGAACUGCGCUACCAUAGCACCCUUUAGGCUUAGAAAAUACUCCUCUUGGGCACAAGGGACUGCAGCAAGCAAAUAAAAAAAGGAACAGUCUGAUUGCAAUUGAAUUCAUUAUAGAACACUGAGUUCAGUAAACCCAAAUGAACUUGGAGAAAUGCGUAAGAGCGAACAAAACAAAAAGCAUGACCCCAGAUUAGGGAUCCUAUAGCAAACAAGCUGGAGCCAAUUUCCAUACCAUGCUGGUAAAAUAUUUGUCUUUAAUUCCCAAGGCCUGUAUGACUGUAUACGGUACUUACAUAUCCCACUGAAGGAUUGGAAAAGUUAUGGCAAGUUGGUAUUAAUAGAAGAGACUAUUUGUAGCUCAGAAAUGAACUGUCAAGUCUUUGAUGUUUUUCUGAGCUGGGUUGUUUUCUUGUAGACGUUUCAUUUCUUGACUAGGUAGCAUCAUCAAAGGUAUAAAUACCAGGCUGGUAUUAUUCCCAUUUAUCCCCUAGCUAAGCAUGAUCAGGGCCCUGAGGUCCAGAUUGAAGAACAGGAUGGUGAAAAGAAAGCAACUGAAAAAAUGAUCCUAGGAUAAGAACUAUAUGAAACUAUUUUUCCUGUAUACUUCUGUAGAACUAUUUGUAUAUAAUAAACUGAAUUUAUUAUAUAAAAAUGUGAUCUUGUGGCCCAAAACUAGAAUGGGCCUCUGAGGUAAAGCGGCUUCAUUGAUUUAUUAAAUUUACAGUGCACAUA
Crotalus tigris (Tiger rattlesnake) is the source of this 3225-nucleotide messenger RNA. Its product is annotated as protein lev-9-like. The record is from RefSeq and is a predicted model, not a curated record. Bases 565 to 1614 code for a protein of 349 amino acids. The transcript is spliced from 8 exons. Lineage: Eukaryota; Metazoa; Chordata; Lepidosauria; Squamata; Viperidae.